AUGGCGCCCGCUGCUGGAGCUAAGAAGCAAAAGAAGAAGUGGUACGUGUCCAAGGGAAAGGUCAAGGACAAGGCCCAGCACGCCGUCAUCCUCGACAAGACCACCUCCGACAAGCUCUACAAGGAUGUUCAGUCCUACCGCCUGGUGACCGUUGCCGUCCUGGUCGACCGUCUCAAGAUCAACGGCUCCCUGGCCCGCAAGUGCCUGGCCGACCUCGAGGAGAAGGGCAUCAUCAAGCCCAUCGUUCAGCACAGCAAGAUGAAGAUCUACACCCGUGCCGUCGGUGGCUCUGACUAA
Colletotrichum aenigma is the source of this 297-nucleotide messenger RNA. It is a transcript of the gene rps-25, whose product is annotated as 40S ribosomal protein S25. The coding region runs from base 1 to 297 and encodes 98 amino acids. NCBI's taxonomy places the organism in Eukaryota, Fungi, Ascomycota, Sordariomycetes, Glomerellales, Glomerellaceae. The transcript is spliced from 5 exons. Gene Ontology annotation, molecular function: structural constituent of ribosome. The record is from RefSeq and is a predicted model, not a curated record. Gene Ontology annotation, cellular component: cytosolic small ribosomal subunit.